UACCGGCGCAAUCCCGAAAGGGUGAAACGUUCUGAUCGGCCAACCUAUUACCCUGUGGUAAACCCGGAAGUAACUGUUUUCUGGCUUCGUAACCCCCAGAGCAGCCUAGGAAGUCUGAAACCCUACUUUACAGUUGCCCUAAGGGAGAUUCUCAGCCACUGAGGUCCCGGUUCUGCCGGUAUAUGUCUGUGUUGUGUGCGAGGAAGGGUGUGUGUGUGUUUUAGGGGAUGUACUGUAACUACCAGGACAGAGAGGAGUUGGAGGAUGACCUCUAUGGGGAGGAGGGGGACUCAGAUGGGUCAGAGGUCAACAGUGAGGUGGAGUUCCACCUCUAUAGCCAGCUCCACUACGCUUCUGAGACCGGAGCGGUGAACGGGGAAGACCUUCAGGAUGAGAAGGAGGAGAGGAAAAGAAGUGUCAGUGCAGACCCUGAACAAAGCAAGGAUGGACUGCAGGAAUGCCAGGCACUGAAACAAGCCUUGUUAAAGUUAGAUAACCUUAAGAAAGGGAAGACGAAUGCAAAGUCUUUACGGUCUUCUGCAAAAUUGGAGGAAGUAAUUGUCAUCGACUCUGGUACAGAUAUUAUACACUCUGAAGAUGAUAAUGAAGGAGUCUGUACCCUCAAGGGUCAGAGUUCGAAGAGAGUUCCGCUGUCUUCAACCCCAGCCCAACAGACGAGAGCAAAGAGGCCGCGGAGCCCCAGUCUGGACUCUGUUGUGCUUGUGAACUCAGAAUCUGAAGAGUCUGAAUCAGAGUCUGACGACAACUCUGACAUCCUGGAGGCCUGGAUGAUCCUGGGUCAAGGGAAGGACGUUGAAGAUCACAGCAUCUCGCUCAACCUGGAGGGACAAUCAAGCAACAGCACAGACGGUGAUGAAGCUGAAAAUGGCAACUGGUUGGUGUCCAGUAAAGACAUGGCGACCCGGAUCUAUAACCAGGACAAGAGCAGGUUUGUCAGGCCCCUGGCCAGACGGAGCUCGAACCGAUACUAUAGUGACAAAAGCGUCACCUGUAGGAACUGCAACAAGCCCGGGCAUCUCUCCAUGACCUGCCCCUCGCCCUCGAAGGUGCUGAGCUGCUUGCUGUGUGGCACCCCGGGCCACCUGAUAAACUGCUGUCCCAACAGACACUGCAACAACUGCGGCAUGCCCGGCCACAUGUACGAGGCGUGCAGCGACAAGGCCUACUGGCACAAGAAGUGCCAUCGCUGUGGCAUGACCGGACACUUCAUUGACGUGUGCCCAGAGAUCUGGAGACAGUACCACCUCACGACGAAGGAAGGUCCCCCGCAGCCCUCUGGGACAAAGGACCAGGGCAGGACGCCCGCCUACUGCUACAACUGCUCCAGAAAGGGGCACUUUGGCCACGCAUGUACACAGCGUCGGAUGUAUAAUGGGACCUACCCCAGCACGCCCUUCAUCAACCGCUACGACACUCCCGCCGAGUUCCACCAGAGGGAGCACAGGAUGAAGAAGAAGGCCAAAGAACUCGAGGAGGCCGGCCUGCUUGGCCCCACUUCUAACCCACCCGCCACCCCAGGACCCCCGAAGAAGAGGCAGAGGACCGCCUACAACCACGACUACAAGAGGAACCACCACCACCACAAGCAGCAGGAGAACGCCAACAGCUACCCCUCCUCCACCAGGGUCCCAAAGCCCGGCUCCAGCUCCGCCCCCACCCACACCCGCUUCGGCGAGGCCGGCCCGGUCCAGGCAACGCCCCGCCGGCCGGCCGUCAUCUUCAAGACCAAGAUGUCCACCAAGCUGAAGCCGACGCCAGACAGCGGUGCCGACAAACAGUGGAAGCCCAAGCAGGGCGUCCCCGCCAACAAGGCUGCGGCCUCCGCGUUGAACGAGGAGGAGUGCUUCCCCCGGGGCAAGGAAGGGAGGGCGCCGAAGAAGAGCAAGAACAAGAAGAACCCCAACAGGCUGAACUGGGGGGGUUCGGCGGAGCCGCGCACGUCACCCUUCAAGCGCCAGUCCUACACCCCGGAGCAGCUCUACGGUGGCGGGGGGGCGGCGAAGGAGAAGGGGAAGGGGAAGAGGGCCGCCUGGAAGAAGAAGAGGUCGUCUAAAGGCGGCGGCGCAGACAUGUACCCCACCGAUGAGAACCUCUUCACCAUUAAACAGAGGAAAGGGAAACGCAAGCAGUAGAGCAACGCGGUGACCGCUACAGAGCUGCGCGUUGGUCUUGUCAGCCUGACUUCUAUGGGUUUAUAGAAUCACACCGCCAUCUCAGGACUGGAUUGGUGUCACAGGUGUGACACUGACAGCGUUUCAGAAACUGAACCGCUUCCCAACAGCACCGCCCUGUGGCUGGUUGAAAUACUGCAGUAGGAAAAACCUUGCAGAUGAAUGGAAGGCAGGUUCAGAAUAAAUGCCUUUUAGUAAAUAGAUACAACGCCUUUAUUUACUUUCAGUUCAUACAUAAUGCUUUUCAUAAUGCAUAUAAUGUGAAAACAAGUGAAGGCGAGUUUACCACAAUUGAUUUUAAUAAGUGGCUGUGAAAGGAAACAAAUAGUUAAUAUUUUACCUGCAUUUUGCCAGUUGCAGUGUCUCCUCAACCUCUGUUCAAAUAAAAAAGAUCAAGCCUA
This is a messenger RNA of Gadus macrocephalus (Pacific cod), 2593 nucleotides long. It is a transcript of the gene zcchc7, whose product is annotated as zinc finger, CCHC domain containing 7. The transcript is spliced from 10 exons. The record is from RefSeq and is a predicted model, not a curated record. Bases 228 to 2153 code for a protein of 641 amino acids. Lineage: Eukaryota; Metazoa; Chordata; Actinopteri; Gadiformes; Gadidae. Gene Ontology annotation, molecular function: nucleic acid binding; zinc ion binding.